UACUUACCAGACGAGUGCUAUUCGGCGACGGUGCAACUAACCAUGGGAAGAAACCUGCUCACCGCCCUCAGCCUGCUGCUGGCCCUGGGGCUAACAGAUGGUGCUUUUCGGCAGUUUGAUUGUACUAGGCCUGGCAGCGAAUGUAGAAAUGGAGGUACCUGUGACGCACUAACUGGGGAGUGCACCUGUAACAACAUAUACCAGGGAUACGACUGUGGGUUGGGCACAAGUCUGAUUCGACCAACUUGCACAAUAACUUGUCAAAAUGGUGGUACCUGCUACGUGAAUCCCUUUAAUGAAGAGUGCUAUUGCACGCCGGAUUUCUGGGGGACUACAUGCGAAAAACCACGACAGGUCAUGGAAGCGUGCGGCCCGGGACCAAAUGGGAUAGUGAUUUCUAUCAAGCCGACCGGAACAUUUUCUGGUGUCAUAUACAUUUCGGGAGAAUAUGGCAACCCUGGCUGUCAGUUCCAAUACGACGCUCCUAACGAUGACUAUCGCAUAACGUUGACGGAUGGUGACUGUCCAGCUGGGAACACGAGGGAAACAAAUGUUCCCACGCUGGGUGUAGUUUCCUCAUACACUGUGAUUGUCCAGUAUAACCCUGCGAUGGUGAACAGCAGGGAUGGCAGACACGUUUUCAGCUGUGUGCCAAACAGUCUUAGUACAAUACUGACUCUUCCGAGCAUCGAGACCGGGUGA
Molecule: messenger RNA, 702 nt
Organism: Liolophura sinensis
Lineage: Eukaryota; Metazoa; Mollusca; Polyplacophora; Chitonida; Chitonidae
Product: gigasin-2-like
Exons: 5
Coding region: 43-702 (219 amino acids)
Source: RefSeq, a predicted model, not a curated record